GUCGGCCAGCCGUUGGACAGGGGCGAUGGCACCCAAAAAUUUGCGGCUCCUCGGUUCCAGGUUCCGGUCAGCAACAUCCACCCGACCCGGAUUCCAGUUUACAUAUUAGAAUUCCGUAGCUUUUACCUACUACCUACCUUGUAUUACCCGCAACUUGAGAUGGGAGUGGCCACCGCAGAGGAACCGAGGUAGCCACCCACUACACCCAUCUCCAGUCCGAUUUUGAUUCUUUUUCCCUUCCUUUGACCGGCCAACUCUGUCAGGGGAGGUAAAAGUGCGGGGGCAUGCGGCUCGCCGAUCUGCUGGUCGACCUCGCCGCCGUCGCGGGUGCGUCGCGCUCCGUGGCGGCCAAGCAUGUCGCUCUGAGAGCAAGGCAGGCGGAGCGCUACAGCAGGGCAUCGAGCGUCGUUGGGGCUGUUGGAAGAGGCAAGGCGCCAGGGCAGGGGCAAGGGAGGGCGGCAGACGAUAACCAGCAUCAACAAGCGGAAGACGAAUGUAGGGGGGAGGCGGAAGCGCAAGCGCAAGCGGAACAUGGGAGGGAUGAUGCUAUUCAGGGCCAACGAGGAGAGCGGUUACAGCGAGAGCGUGAGCCGUCGGUUGUGAGGCCAGCUGGGGAGGCAAAAGUUCCGGCUGGGAGAGCCGAAGAUCAGGUGGAUGCCCAGGAAGGAGGGGAGGGAGCUAAGUCGGCAGUGCACCCGCCGGUGCAGGAGCCGCAGCAGACUGAGGGAGGGAAAUCCGGGUUUGUGCCCGCUCCGUGGGCAAAUGGUGCGAUUGCUGCCCUGAAGCAGAGAUUUGUCCCCCCAAGGCAGCCCCCGCCAUUAUCUACGAGGAAACCGCCGGUGGGCGUGCCGGGUGUUGAUCCCAGUCUGUUCCGGACGAGGGCCGGGUCGAAAAUUCUGGAAGCGCUGAGCGAGGUCGAGGAGAAAGGGCAGGCGCAAGAGCAGCAAUCGUCUGCUGCUCCGGCGAGGGAGGAGAGACCAACAGUUCUAGAGAACACGGUUGAGGAGAUCCGGCUCCCUCAGGACAAAAGGGAGACGGCCGAGGUGUCAGCAGCCUCUGUGAUCUCAGAAACACGACAGCCACCAUCGCCAGUGCCUGAAGAUGCUGUUCGGAAAAGGGAAACAAAACCGGAGCAUGUGGUUGAGGUGGAAAGCCGUGAGAGCACCCCUUCGCCACAGCCUAUAGUCGAAGCCCCAACGGUCACAAAAGCAGAAUCCGCCGACGGGCCAACGCUGUCCCAGGAAGACACAGGGAUGGUCGCUGAGCUGGCGGGUUCGGCACCCACGUCGACUGGUGCCCCUGGCUACCAACUCCGCGAGUCCCGCGUCCCGUCGUCAAGACUCGGCCGGCUCUGGAACUACGGCGGCCUCGCAGCGGGCAUGUUCGCCGGUGCCAUAGGAGAAGGGCUCAGCCGCGCAGUCGGUGGCGGCGGCUCAGGCUCGGUGAUGCUCAGCGCCGCGAAUAUGGAACGGCUCGUCGCAAAGCUCUCGCGGAUGCGCGGCGCAGCCUUGAAGCUCGGGCAGAUGAUGAGCUUCCAGGACGCCAAAAUGCUCCCCGCGCAGAUCCAGGAGGUCCUCCAGCGAGUCCAGGACCGGGCAGACUACAUGCCCGGCUGGCAGCGGGACCGCGUUCUUGCCGCCAACCUGGGCGACAACUGGCGCGAUCUCUUUGACGAGUUCGAAGACAAGCCCAUCGCGGCCGCCUCCAUCGGCCAAGUCCACCGCGCGACCCUCAAACCCAACGGCGCGCGCGUCGCCGUCAAGAUCCAGUUCCCCGGCGUCGCCGACUCGAUCAACUCGGACCUCGACAACCUCGCCAUCCUGCUCGCGGCCACCAAGCUGCUGCCCAAGGGCCUCUACCUCAACAAGACCAUCGACAACGCGCGCACGGAACUGGCCUGGGAAUGUGACUACGAGCGCGAAGCGCAGUGCGCCGAGCGCUACCGCGAGCUCCUCUCGGCCUCCGCCUCCUCGCCAGAAGACGCCAUCUUCUCCGUGCCACGCAUCUACCGGUCCGCCUCGGGCAAGCACGUGCUGACCAUGGAGUUCAUGGACGGCCUGCCGGUCACGCGCAUCGCCUCCUUCACGCAGGCGCAGAGGGACUGGAUCGGCACGCAGAUCCUGCGCCUCUGCCUGCGCGAGAUCACCGAGUUCCGCUUCAUGCAGACCGACCCCAACUGGACCAACUUCCUGUACAACGCCGCCACCAACCGGCUGGAGCUGCUCGAUUUCGGCGCCUCGCGCGAGUACCCGCCCGAGUUCAUCACGCGCUACGUGCGCCUGCUCGAGGCGGCCUCGCGCUGCGACCGGGACGCGGUGAAGGCGCUGAGCGAAGAGCUGGGCUACCUGACGGGCCACGAGAGCAGGGCGAUGCUGGACGCGCACGUCACGAGCGUGCUGACGCUGGCCGAGCCCUUCUUGCGGAGCGCGCCCGAGGUGUACGACUUCCGGGAUCAGACCAUCACGGAGCGCGUCAAGGCCCAGAUCCCCGUCAUGAUCCACGAAAGGCUGGCGCCGCCUCCCGAGGAGACGUACAGUCUGCAUCGGAAGCUGAGCGGCGCCUUUCUGCUUUGCGCGAGGCUCGGGAGUAGAGUGCGGUGCAGGGAGUUGUUUGAGGAGGCAUUGCGUAAGACGGGGUACAUCAGCAAAUAGGGGGGUAAGAUAAAAACCUUUUGCGGGGGUUUUGUAUUAUAGAUAGGUAGUUGUAAUCUGAGAUGUGCUAGUAUAUGUAGAU
This is a messenger RNA of Chaetomium strumarium, 2733 nucleotides long. RefSeq names its product ABC1 family-domain-containing protein. NCBI's taxonomy places the organism in Eukaryota, Fungi, Ascomycota, Sordariomycetes, Sordariales, Chaetomiaceae. Gene Ontology annotation, biological process: ubiquinone biosynthetic process. The coding region runs from base 285 to 2651 and encodes 788 amino acids. The transcript has a single exon. The record is from RefSeq and is a predicted model, not a curated record.